Molecule: messenger RNA, 2385 nt
Organism: Puccinia triticina
Lineage: Eukaryota; Fungi; Basidiomycota; Pucciniomycetes; Pucciniales; Pucciniaceae
Exons: 4
Coding region: 1-2385 (794 amino acids)
Cellular component (GO): nucleus
Source: RefSeq, a predicted model, not a curated record
AUGCUUGCCAGCAACACUCCCUCUGGUCCGCCCAUCUCCCCUGUCCAUACUCACCUCCACCGUCUCGCCAGUCCUUCCCACCAUCGAUUCGCACCUCAGCACCCGCACCCGUCGUCAUCCCUAUCCGCAGCACAGCAACCGCCCCCCCGUCCCAGCAUCCCCUCAACCUUCGCCAACCACACUCUCCAGAUGACCGCCGCCGCCACCGCCCUUCCGGGCACUUCCUCCGCCCACUCCUUCGACGUACCCUCACCCGCCCCUGGAUCCCAAAACCACAAGCGUCCCGUCGGCCUCACCCUCGCCAAUCCGAACAACCAUAACUUUUCUCACUACCCCGUCUCCGCGCCCUCCUCAAGCGCCCCUUUACCUCCUGGCCCCCCUGGCCACUCCCCUAUCGCACAGCUCCACCGCAAUGCCUCCUUCUCCUUCUCAACAUCAGUCCCCACCAACUAUCAAGCUCACAACCCCUCUCAGGCCCUAGCCUCUGCCCCACCCUCUGCCACCGUCCCCUUACCUCACUCUGCGUCAGCCAUGCCCGGCCCCAAUCAACCCUUCCAGCCGCAAAAUCAUCCCCGGGCUCGUCUGCCCCCCGCCCAGCCUGGCUCGGCGCCUCCACACGGCAGAGCUAACGAAUCCCAGACUCAUGCUGCGCCCGACACUGCUGCCACCCAUCUGCCCCAAUCCGCCCGCCCCUCUACAUCCUCCGUCCCAUCUGGCCCAACCAUCCCGAAUGGCAAGCCUGCAUCCCGCGACGACUCGGCCGUGCCGCCUGCCUCUCUGAACAACUUCCCAGGACUCGGAUUUGCUGUCCAGCCCACUUUAGCCCCGCAAGCCAAAGUUGGCACUCAAGCUAACCCUGGAUCAAGUCCCGAAGCGCUCGAAAGCUUGCGGUUCUUCAACACGUACCUAUACGACUAUUUACUCAAGCAAGGACUGUUCGAGGUUGCCCGAACGUUCGUCGCCAGUGGUGUAGAUCUUGAUCUUAUCGAUGGACGUGAGGGUCUAUCUGCUUGUCAACCCGGCUCGAAACCCACCCCGUCCAGUAACAAUGCCACUAGUCACAAGAGACGCCGCUCCGAAGGCUCAAUCAAUGCUUUCAAUGCCUCACCGCAGGCUGGCUCGAACGUGCUUAGUACCCAGGAUGGUGCCAAUUCAGCCAUCCCCAAAGGUGGCAACGCAGCAAAUAGCAAUCGUUCCUCCAAUGAAACUCCUGGCAGUCAGGGGCCUAGUAGUGAUCCGCUCACCAAUUCAUCCGGCCCAAAUGCCCCCAACGGUACCAGCACGUCUCCCAACACGUCUGCUUCGCCUCGAUCCUCACCGCUUGACUACCACACCUUGCGCGAGAACUUGCCCAAGCCAAAGCUCGCCAUGGACACCGACCAGGGGUUUCUGUUUGAGUGGUGGUCGAUCUUCUGGGACGUAUUCCGUGCUAAGACCGGUCGAGCUCCGGCGCAAUCCAAAACAGCCCAAGUUUAUGUUCAGACCGUGGUCGCCGCUUCGCUUGGUAUGCCUACCGACCCGGGUGGAUUGACGAAAGCCCGGCGGGAAGCUUUGGGUAUUCUGGCCGUUCAAAACCCCCUUGACGCUCAGAAGGCGCAGCUCAAUGAACGGAUGCCGCAGCAGUACAACCUCGUUAACCCCACCAACCCGUACAACUCCCCUCACCAAGAGCCAGGUAACGCCCCGAAUGCACGUGUUAGUCCCCAUCAGUUGCAAGCUAAGCAGGCCCAUCUAGCAGAGCAAGCUCGACAGCAACAGUUGAGUCGUCUGCAGUCACAGCAGCACUUGUCUAGGCUUGAAGCCACUAUCGCUCGCCAACGACAAGUCAAUAUUCAACAGCAGGUGCAGCAGCAGCAAGAGCUUGCAAUGCGUGAAGCUCAACUUCGCCAGCCCCAACACAUGCAUCAAAUGCAUCCCGCCCAUCAUGAUCAAUUCAUCCAACAACGACAACUAGCUAUGAACGCCAGACGUCCUGGUAUGCUUGCCAAUAUGAGCUCCGAACAAGCGCACGUCAUGAUGCCACCGCCACCUAUCCAGCAAGGCUCACCCUUAAAUCCCCAUCAACAAGCGUAUCGCCCAUCCCGACCUCCCAGUCGAUCUGGAGCCGCUCAUGCCUCCAUUCCCUUCGUGCCCAAUCAGGUACAACCUCAACGUCAACCCAGUCGAACAUCAAACCAUGCGAACAGCCCUGCGAUGCAAGCUCAUCCACGCACGCCCAGCGCCUCGCACGCAUCCACCCCACAGGCGUCCGCUGGCUCUUCUCACAAUCGUGCUAGUCCUGCCGUGAGCAACGGUGACCAGGAGCGUAAGAAGAGGCGUUUGAACGACCCGAUGUACAACGCCAAUGAAGCUCCCAGCAAUUGCACCAUCAACAACAUCUAUUAG